Messenger RNA from Neomonachus schauinslandi (Hawaiian monk seal), 885 nucleotides. RefSeq names its product sulfotransferase family 6B member 1 (gene SULT6B1). Bases 1 to 885 code for a protein of 294 amino acids. Gene Ontology annotation, cellular component: cytoplasm. NCBI's taxonomy places the organism in Eukaryota, Metazoa, Chordata, Mammalia, Carnivora, Phocidae. Gene Ontology annotation, biological process: sulfation. The transcript is spliced from 7 exons. Gene Ontology annotation, molecular function: sulfotransferase activity. The record is from RefSeq and is a predicted model, not a curated record.
AUGGCCAGUAAGUCCAAAUUUAUUGACUAUAUUGACGAAGCUUUGGAAAAAUCAAAAGAAACUGCGCUUUCUCGCUUGUUUUUCACUCAUCGGGGGAUUCCGUACCCAAUCACCAUGUGCACCUCAGAAACUUUCCAGGCCUUGGACACCUUUGAAGCCAAAAGUGAUGACAUAGUGCUCGCAUCUUAUCCAAAGUGUGGUUCAAAUUGGAUUCUCCACAUCACUAGUGAAUUGAUAUUUGCUGAAUCUAAAAAAAAGUAUGAAUAUCCAGAAUUCCCAAUUCUUGAAUGUGGGGACCCAGAAAAAUACCAGAGAAUGAAACAGUUUCCAUCGCCAAGGAUUUUGGCAACUCACCUCCAUUAUGACAAAUUACCUGGGUCCAUCUUCAAGAAUAAAGCCAAGAUAUUGGUAAUAUUUCAAAACCCUAAAGAUACGGCAGUGUCUUUUUUCCAUUUCCACAAUGAUGUCCCCGAUAUUCCAAGCUAUGGCUCUUGGGAUGAAUUCUUCAGACAGUUCAUGAAAGGACAAGUUUCUUGGGGAAGUUAUUUUGAUUUUGCCAUUAAUUGGAACAAACAUCUUGAUGAUGAAAAUGUUCAGCUCCUAUUAUAUGAAGACCUGAAAAAGAACCUGGCUGCUGGAAUAAAACAAAUUGCUGAGUUCUUUGGAUUCUCUUUAACUGGGGAGCAGAUUCAAACCAUCUCAGCCCAGAGUACAUUCCACGCAAUGCAAGCAAAGUCCCAGGAAACACAUCGUGCUGUCGGCCCGUUUCUGUUCCGCAAAGGUGAAGUUGGCGUUUGGAAAAAUUUGAACUCAGAACCAGGAAAUGGAUGCAAAAUUCAAAGAGUGCUUAGCAGGCACUUCCCUAGGAGCAAAGCUGAAGUAUGA